Messenger RNA from Cyanistes caeruleus (blue tit), 892 nucleotides. RefSeq names its product transmembrane and coiled-coil domains 1 (gene TMCO1). NCBI's taxonomy places the organism in Eukaryota, Metazoa, Chordata, Aves, Passeriformes, Paridae. Gene Ontology annotation, cellular component: endoplasmic reticulum; endoplasmic reticulum membrane; cytoplasm. Gene Ontology annotation, molecular function: calcium channel activity. The record is from RefSeq and is a predicted model, not a curated record. Gene Ontology annotation, biological process: endoplasmic reticulum calcium ion homeostasis.
GGCGGCGGCGGCACCAUGAGCACCAUGUUCGCCGACACCCUCCUCAUCGUCUUCAUCUCCGUCUGCACCGCGCUGCUGGCCGAGGUUCCACUUUGCAUGAGACUUGGAAUGGGAGGAUUUGAAGGAAAGGGAUGGUGCAGUUUGCUGGCUGUGUUAUAACAGGUAUAACUUGGGUGCUGGUCUAUCGGACAGACAAAUACAAGAGACUAAAGGCUGAAGUGGAAAAGCAGAGCAAGAAAUUGGAAAAGAAGAAAGAAACAAUAACUGAAUCAGCAGGCCGACAGCAGAAAAAGAAGAUAGAGAGACAAGAGGAGAAACUGAAGAAUAACAACAGAGACUUGUCAAUGGUUCGGAUGAAAUCCAUGUUUGCCAUUGGCUUCUGCUUCACUGCCUUGAUGGGAAUGUUCAACUCCAUAUUUGACGGCCGAGUGGUGGCAAAGCUUCCGUUUAUCCCCCUCUCCUACAUCCAAGGUCUCUCCCACCGCAACCUCCUGGGUGAGGAUUACACUGACUGCUCCUUCAUCUUCCUCUACAUUCUCUGCACCAUGUCAAUCAGACAGAACAUCCAGAAGAUGCUGGGCCUUGCUCCCUCCCGGGCUGCCACCAAGCAGGCAGGAGGCUUCCUUGGCCCCCCACCUCAGGCAGGGAAGUUCUCCUGAAGCACAGCCCUCACGGGAAGCCUGACCAGUGCAACAAGACUGCCUUGGGAAUGUAACAAGCCGGGAUUCUGCACCGAGCAUCACCACAUGUCCAAAACCAGGCUAUGCAGUAUUGAAUUCAUCAUCCAUUCGGAGUAUUCCACCAGCAGUUGUUCGUUCACCCAACCAAGAAACUUCUCUCGGAAGAUAACACGACCUUUGUUUCUGAGUAAUAAACGGCAUGGGCAUGUUAA